AUGACACACAAAACCGGUUCAAAGUACGGUUCGUUUGGUCCAGUCCCAGGGAGAAGACUUAACCUUAGCUUCAAAUCGCCAGCACCAAAUGCAUACAAUUUAUCAAUUUGGAAAAUUAAAAAUAGACAAGAUUUCAAUCGUGCCCCUUGUUCAAGAGCGUUUCAAAGUAACAUCGCUGUUAAAUGUGACCAAUAUCAACAAAACCAACAUAUCCCAGCACCUUGCGAUUAUCAAAAACUAGAAAAAAAUUCCAGAUCAAGGGUUAGUAUGGCGGCAUUCAAAUCAUCUAGUGGGAGACUGUUUGAUUCUCCACAACAGACAACUUAUAUUCCAGGACCAGGACACUAUGAUAUUGAUGUGAAACAGAAUCAAUCUAAUUUACCCCACUCGGCUUUUGCAUCUAAAAGUGAACGUUCCACAUUAAGAACUACAUCAGACUUUCCUGGACCAGGAGCAUAUAAUUUGGUCAAAUAUCAUGACUCAAAUUUAAAACUAACUAAAUUACCUCCAACAAAAUCAAGUUCAUCAAUGAUAACUUUGAAAACUGUGAAUAAAGAUCACGAAAAUUAUCCUGGUCCAGGGACAUAUAAUAUCACAACUGAACUAAUACCAAAACAUUUUAUGUCUAGUUCAGUUUUCCUAUCCAAUGUACCACGCUGGACAAUGCCAAAUGUUCCACUUGCUCUUGGCAUUGGUGAUAUGGUUGCAAAUAGUUCUUCACUUACAUGUCCUGGUGGAAUUGAUGCUUUACUUAAUCCAGGACCAACAAAAUAUAAUCCUUGCCUACCACAAAAAAUGUCAUUUCAUUAUAAUCUAAAUAAUGAAUGGAUGUAUUGA
This is a messenger RNA of Schistosoma rodhaini, 837 nucleotides long. NCBI's taxonomy places the organism in Eukaryota, Metazoa, Platyhelminthes, Trematoda, Strigeidida, Schistosomatidae. The record is from the annotation of a GenBank genome assembly.